UAAUAAACGCAAGACAAAAGAUGUGUGCACUCGGAAUUACAUUUCUACAUCAGUUGAAGUUUAAAUAAGAAAUUCUUUGAAGUUUACCGGCCUUCCUAUUCCUAAUCAUGUUUAUUUCUAUUAACUAUGGUUAGAUAAACGUAAAGAUUAUACGCUUAGGAUUUCAGAUAGGAUUAUGAUGAGGAUUGUAAGGGUUAGCGCCAGUCAUUCUUUCAAUGUCGACAUCGCUCUAUAUAGUCUUAAGGUUUGAAUCUACUUCUUUCAGUUUACUUUGACUGUGUAUUUAUUUGAUGAUUAUUAACAAAUAUAUAUAUGAGUUCUCGUUACUAGUGAGAAAUGCCCGCUAAAAUUAAACACCGUGUCCGGCAGUAUGGAAGUCAGGUAGCUACACUAAAAUGGAUAAAUUGUAACUCUCUAUAUUGUUUUACAGUACCAACUUUCCCUUGCCAUGACUUUGGGAUCUCUACGAUAUGACAAACUAUUCGACUACAGUGUUAAUUUGGUAGAUGAAAAAGCCAAAGUACUUGUGAAGAAGUACUAUGAUGAACUCCAUGGCGAAGUCAACAAGCGAAUUAUCAAGAGAAAUCGCAAGAGGCAGCUGGAGGGCAAGUUCAUCUAUCCAUACUUCAUGCCACAAUGGUUGACUAACAGCAUACAAACAUAAUAACUUAACUUUUUCGUAAAUUUAGACGUUAAAGUGCCUAUGACAUGAAAUUUCACCCCAAAUGUUUAUGAUUGC
Paramuricea clavata is the source of this 739-nucleotide messenger RNA. Lineage: Eukaryota; Metazoa; Cnidaria; Anthozoa; Malacalcyonacea; Plexauridae. The record is from the annotation of a GenBank genome assembly.